Tigriopus californicus is the source of this 742-nucleotide messenger RNA. RefSeq lists its product as uncharacterized. NCBI's taxonomy places the organism in Eukaryota, Metazoa, Arthropoda, Copepoda, Harpacticoida, Harpacticidae. The record is from RefSeq and is a predicted model, not a curated record. Bases 100 to 711 code for a protein of 203 amino acids. The transcript is spliced from 2 exons.
ACUGUUGGCCACAACACUUGGAUCCAAAACAAACAGAUCUUCCACGAGUUCUCUAGUUUGGAAAUGGAAGAGAUUGACUGAUCCAUUACAAAGGAGAAGAUGAAGCGAACUAUAGAACUGACCGAGGAGGAACAAACUAAACUGGACCGCAAGAAUAAGAAACUAAAGAAAAAGAAGGCCAAGUUGAUAGAGAAACAGAGCGAAGUGCUUGACAAUCAAGCAAAAUUGAAUGAAAAACUCAAGAAACCUCUUCUCGGAGAAAUUCAGCAAGAGCCUACGAAAGAAGACAGUUCCGCCAAGGUUAAGAGCAAGAAGAAGAAAAAAAAGAAGUCAUCUGCAACCUCAGAUCAUGUCCACGAAACCAUUGGUCGCGGCAAAGCAAUGAAGUACCUAGAAGUGUGGGCCACUGAUAGAGCAAACUGGAAGUUUGAAAAAUGUCGACAGAUUUGGCUCAUUCAGAAUUGUUACGACCAAGUCAAAAUUCCGGAUGACAAAUUUGACCAGUUGCUAGAAUACAUAGGAUCAAUCAAGGGACAGAUGCGAGCUUCUGCAUUGAAACUUGCCCAAGAAAAGGUGGCCUGGGAAGAAAAAUGGAAACAGAUUCUUGAAGACGGCAAAUCGGAAGAAGAGGCCAAGCAAGAAUUAAAAUUGGAACGUCAACCUGCCGUUGUGGUUAGUCGAGCUGAAGAAAUAAUUAGUAUGCUUGAAUAAAUGUACGGAAAAUUUCAUUUUUGUGACAUUA